AUGCUCGCCAUCGCUGGCACGUGUGCCAUCCCUUCUGCCCAUCUCCGAGCCCGCCGUCCUCGCCGCCGGAGGCUUCCGCCGUCGGCGAAGAAGCCGGACCUCCCCGAGGCGGCGCCGCCGGCGAAGAACUUCAUCUCCCGCUUGGUACCAUCCAAAUCCCUCCUCGCCAGAGCCUCCGUCACCGUCUUCGCUCUAGGCUUCGUCGAUGCCGGGUAAUCCCCCAGCUCUCUCUCUCUAUCUCUACGUCGUAUUGGGUUCCAUUCUUCUGGCUCCCUCACGGUUUACUGUCUCCGGGGAGGUGGUCAGGUACAGUGGGGACUGGUCGCGGAUCGGGGCCGUGUCGAGGGAGACGGAGGAGGUGCUGAAGGCUGCGGCCUACGUGGUGGUGCCGCUCUGCGUCUUCCUCAUCAUCUCCCUCUCCAGCGACAGGGGAGCCUCCGACGGGGAUUGA
Molecule: messenger RNA, 451 nt
Organism: Spirodela intermedia
Lineage: Eukaryota; Viridiplantae; Streptophyta; Magnoliopsida; Alismatales; Araceae
Source: the annotation of a GenBank genome assembly